This is a messenger RNA of Xiphias gladius (swordfish), 4519 nucleotides long. It is a transcript of the gene sh3gl3a, whose product is annotated as SH3-domain GRB2-like 3a. Gene Ontology annotation, molecular function: protein binding. Lineage: Eukaryota; Metazoa; Chordata; Actinopteri; Istiophoriformes; Xiphiidae. Gene Ontology annotation, biological process: endocytosis; synaptic vesicle uncoating. Gene Ontology annotation, cellular component: glutamatergic synapse; cytoplasm; presynapse. The record is from RefSeq and is a predicted model, not a curated record. The transcript has 11 exons. The coding region runs from base 167 to 1321 and encodes 384 amino acids.
UGAGCUCUAGGUUCGGCUCAGGUAUUGCUGCAAUCUUGAACGUUGGUGACUGAUGAGUGCAGUGUCGUGGACACGGUUGGCUCUUUCUUUCACGUAUAUAUUUCCAGUUUUACUCAGUGCUUUUAAGGAACAUACUCUCCAGAGGUGAAGCGCUACACGUUACAAAAUGUCUGUGGCCGGGCUGAAGAAACAGUUCCACAAAGCCAGUCAGCUAUUCAGUGAAAAGAUCAGUGGGGCAGAGGGUACAAAGCUGGAUGAAGACUUCAUGGAAAUGGAGAGGAAAAUUGAGGUGACCAACAAGUCAGUGUUUGACCUCUUGUCCAAAACAACAGAGUACCUCCAGCCUAAUCCAGCCUCUCGAGCCAAACUAAACAUGAUGAAUACAGUGUCAAAGAUCCGAGGGCAGGUGAAGACCACUGGCUACCCUCAGACUGAAGGCCUGCUGGGAGACUGCAUGCUGCGCUACGGUCAUGAACUGGGAGAGGACUCUGUCUUUGGCUGUGCUCUGGUGGAUAUGGGUGAGGCCAUGAGGCAGAUGGCAGAUGUGAAGGACUCCCUGGACAUAAAUGUCAAACAAAACUUUAUUGACCCCCUGCAGAAUCUACAGGACAAGGACCUCAAAGAGAUCACGCACCACUUGAAGAAGCUGGAGGGUCGCCGGUUAGACUUUGACUAUAAGAAGAAGCGUCAGGGGAAAAUCCCAGAUGAGGAGAUCCAGCAGGCUGUGGAGAAGUUUGAGGAGAGCAAAGAGCUGGCUGAGAGGAGCAUGUUCAACUUCCUGGAGAAUGAUGUGGAGCAGGUAAGCCAGCUGUCAGCACUGAUUGAGGCGGCCUUAGAGUACCACCGACAGUCAUGUGAAAUCCUGGAGGAGCUUAGCGCAACACUGCAGAGGAGAAUAUCGACAGCCAGCGGGCGGCCGAAAAGGGAGUUCAAACCAAAGUCCAUCAGGAGCAGCACCGAAUCUCUGGACAACAGCCAGCACAACGGGUUGUCCUGCAGCACCUCACUCAAAUCUACUGAUAUCCAGCUCAACCACACAGUCAAUGGGAAAACUGAUCAUAUAACCUCUGUACCACUGUCAUGGCCUGACAGCCCCACUACCAAUGGCAGUCUUCACCAGUCGGAGGUGUUGGACCAGCCGUGCUGUCGAUCCCUCUAUGACUUCGAGCCAGAGAAUGAGGGUGAGCUGGGCUUCAAAGAGGGCGAUAUCAUCAUCCUCACCAACCAGAUAGACGAGAACUGGUAUGAAGGCAUGAUCAAUGGCGAAUCCGGCUUCUUCCCGAUCAACUAUGUAGAGGUCAUUGUCCCCCUGCCUCAGUGAAGACCGGCACCCCAAGUCCUCCAGAGACUCCCUCCUGCCUCAUCACACUCAACUUCUGUCCUCAGCUCAACUUGGGCCUGAAAAUAUACGAGGCCAGAACAGCCUGAAGCUGAAAAAAAAAAAUUCUGUCUCCUGAUUUUCAAACUGAGCCAGAUAUGUAGUAAGUAUAUCCCAAGCCAACUUAAGAUCAGAUUUCGCUGAUUUUUUUCUGUUGAUAUUUAUGAACCUGAAACAAACUGAUACACAAGCCAUUAAGAACAACACUCUGCCUGGUUGGAUCCUUUGUGUGCUUUGGGUCUGAGCAAGGUGAAAAUGUCAAGCAGCUAUCAAACUCUGCGAUCCAUCCUGUCAGUCUCUCAAAUGAAGCUGUUCCCUAUUUCUCCUGAUAGAAGUUUAUCUCAUUGAGCUUUCUGCCUGCAUUUGCCCCCUCAUCAUAAACUGAAGCUCCUUACCUUUACUCAAAGUUCACCAGUGGACAUUAUGACUGCAUUGUUAGAUCAUUACAAUCAAAUGUUGUGCUUUUAUUGGCAUUAUAGUCACAUUAGGAACAUUAUAUAAAUUUCAGGAUAUUUUAAUCCCAUUAAAUUGCCCUAUAGCUACGCCCAAAAAUGUUAGAGGGUUUGUGUUUGCAUCACGAAUCAUAGUGAUGGCUUGACCUCACCCAUCAGGCUGAUAUACAUAGAAGAAGCAAAGAAGCAAACAUAAUGCAAGUACAAAUUUAGUCAAAUGAAUCAGGGGUUAAAUGAUCAGCUUGAUGUCUAAAGGGCUGGUUCACCCAAGUUACCCCUAUCUUCUAGCCAUGCAGAUAGACUAGGUUUAAUUAAUCCAAGUCUUGAGAUAUUUCUCUCUGAGGUUUCAGCCCCCUCCCAAAUACAAUAGCGGAAAAUGGAAUUACAUUUGUGGUGCUCACAGCUUUGAACAAAGACAAUUAAGAGAAAAACAAAAAAUCAAGAGGUGACAAAGAAAAUAGGAUUUGCUUUAAAUUUGGGUGAACCAGGCCCUUCAAAAAAAGACAAGACUUGGUGAGUUGAAGGCCAGCCUGUACGUUUAAAAAACAAAACAAAAAAAAACGCUCAUCCACUGCUGCCCAAGGAGACCCCCAUAUGGCCACCAGGGUUCCGUAUUCUAUUGAUUUUGUGUUUUUGUCAUUUUAAAAGCAUUUUAUGUUCUGUGUCAUCAUCCGAACAUAAUCCUAAUUUCUCUAAGUGUUUAUGAUGUCUUCUGAGAUCUUGCCAGAGUUCAAGGAUAAUUCCUAUCCAUUACAACUUUGUUCAUGUUUUUGUAGUUUUGCCAUCAUGUGACUAACUAACUUCUACUCAUUAAGUUAGUUGCUGAGAUCAGGAAUAUGGUGACAAUGCUUAAAAGAAGUCAAGUGUGUCGACAAAAAAAGCAGUCAAACAAUUAGAGAGGUUUUAAAGCUGCACUAAUCAAAUUUUUCUACUGACAAUUCGUCAAAUGACUACUUUUAUCUUAUCUUGCUGUUGCUUGUAGGGAUGAACCCACAGAGAAUAAUCACCAAUUAUCUGCAGUUCCCCUCAGCUCUUUAAAGUGCUAUACUAUAUUACAACUCAUUGUUUUGGUUUUACAGCCUGCAACAUUACUAUUUUGGUUGAGUCUCACAGCUCUAUUCAACAUGUUUCCAGCAGCAGCAGGCAGUUGUUCUUAGUGAAAAGGUUCAGCAGCAAACACCUGCUCAGCAGCAAAUAGCAGACAGACACAGUUAGACAUUAGCUAGUGAACACAGUGGAGCAUUUAGCAGCUAAAGAGACAGAUAUUUCCCUCAGGAGUUGGUAGAUAGCAAAAGCAGAGCUAAAAGAGAGUAAAUAUCAAGUUGCCAGAGGCGUGACUUCAAAUUAAUGCAAGGACUUUUCUCAGUUUCUGCUAGAUGUGUAAAUAGGCAACUGUUCGUUAACACUUUAAUUAACACAAUUAAUGUUGCUUCAAACAAACUCCUGAGUUAGCCAAACAUAUUUAAAGCGAAAUUUGAAAUUAUUACCCAAACUGUCAAUUGUAAACAUCCAUCAAAGUUUACAGAAAGGCUUCUUUAACUUUGACCUACCUUACGUGCCAAAGCCGUGCGCACAGUUUUCCUAUGCAAUUUCAGGUGUGCAAACUUUCAGUUUUACCUGUAAUAAUCUGGAUAACCUGUCGGCUCAUUUACAGCCUGUCUGAUCAUCUGACAUCUGUUUCUUGACCUUGGACUUUAACUUUGUCACGUUCUCAGAUCUCAGCAAUUGCUUUGGUGACUACAAUGUUUCAUGGCAAUUUAAAUUAUAUAAAAGACCAAAAAUAUAAAAACAACACCUAUGUUGUACUAAACCAGAAUUAUCCUUUAAAAUGUGAAAUUAAACAUUUGAUUGAUGUUGGCUUUAGCUCUAUUGCUCUUCCUUUCUACACAAACACUCCAUUGCUAUUUAUUUACAAGGCACAGCCCUCUGUGAUUUAGGUGAUCGCACUUAACUCACAGAGUUAACUGAGUUAGGUGAUCGCACAUAACUCACAGGGUUAAUGUCACCAGUGUCUGAAAGCCUCACUUUCCACUGGGAUCAUGGUAGACAGCAUGUUAUGUAUAUUAGUAUUCGGUUAGACUCUGCCUGUGUUCAGGUUGGCCUGUCUUUUGUUUUAACUCUAUACCUUUCUCUUCACAUGUUUUUUCCUGCCCAAACUGACUUAGCCCAUGUACUGUGCUCUUAAGUGUCACCGAAAAGACAUUUUUUAUGACUGUGUGGAACUGAAGUGAACUCCAUCUCUCUGAAUGACCCUCUUUCUCUCUGUUUAUACACUGACAUAUUGUGACAUAACGUAAGUACUGUAUUGCCCGCUCUGCGUCAGAUGGGGACGAAUGCCUUUUCACACUGAAAUCAUAUGAAAGUGCUUUUUAAAAUGUCGCCUUUAUUGCACUGAAGCUUUAGAAUCUACCUAACAUAUAUGUUUAUGGACAUGCACCUUUUUGUUGUCAAUGUUUUGUUUUUCACUUAUGUUGCACUUUGUUUACUUUGUUUGUACUCACAACCGGGUUAUAAUCACUACCAUAUUAGAUAAACAACUAGGUCAAUAAUCAUUUGGACAGUGACAAUUUUCAUAAUUUUGCCUCUGUACACCACCACAAUGGAUCUGAAAUAAAGCCAUCAACAUGCGAUUGAAGUGUAGAGUUUCAGCUUUAAUUAACUGGUUAGGAAUUACAGCCAUUUUUAUACA